This is a messenger RNA of Balaenoptera acutorostrata (minke whale), 1048 nucleotides long. RefSeq names its product dickkopf WNT signaling pathway inhibitor 4 (gene DKK4). Lineage: Eukaryota; Metazoa; Chordata; Mammalia; Artiodactyla; Balaenopteridae. The record is from RefSeq and is a predicted model, not a curated record. Gene Ontology annotation, molecular function: receptor antagonist activity; co-receptor binding. The transcript is spliced from 3 exons. The coding region runs from base 277 to 666 and encodes 129 amino acids. Gene Ontology annotation, biological process: negative regulation of canonical Wnt signaling pathway.
UCACACACCUUCCUCCAAUGAGGAUUUGCUUCUCUUUCAGAAAAAGCAAUUCCAGGUGACUUGCCGAGUUCCCAUUUUGGCAAAAGCUCCAUCGUGGGUUCAGAGCAGCCCAGCUUCGAGGAGGACGCAGGGAGGGCUGAGAAGGUCCAGGAUGGUGGUGGUGGUCCUGCUGUGGCUCGGCUGGCUGUGUGCCCCCCUGGGAGCCCUGGUUCUGGAUGUCAACAACAUCAAGAGCUCUGCGGAUGCGCAAGGGGCCCGGAAGAUGUUUGCACUGCAAUGGAAGAUGCAACCCCAGUACUGGAGAGGCAGAUCGAUGACCAAGACGACACAGAUACACAAGGAACAACUGAGCACCCAAUUCAGGAAAACAAACCCAAGAGGAAGCCAAAUAUUAAAAAAUCACAAGGCAGUAAGGGACAAGAGGGAGAAAGCUGUCUUAGAACUUUCGACUGUGGACCUGGACUUUGCUGUGCUCGUCAUUUUUGGACUAAAAUUUGUAAACCGGUCCCAUUGGAGGGACAGGUCUGCUCUAGGAGAGGGCACAAAGAUACCGAGCAAGCUCCAGAAAUCUUCCAGCGCUGUGACUGUGGUCCUGGACUAUCAUGUCGAAGUCAGGCGACUGGAAAUCAACAACACUCACGGUUAAGAGUGGGCCAGAAAAUCUAAAAGGCUGCACGUCUUCCAGCAGAAGUCUCAGACAAGAACUUAAAACUCUUCCCAUACAAAUAACUCUUAAAAUCAAAUCUUGUAGUAAGUGAAAUAGACUGAGCUGGAGAAGCUGCCUUGUGAUGAAUGGAAACUAGUUUGGGCUUGUUGUCUAUUUCUGCAGAAAAGUGAUGUGAUUCUAUAACAAAUUUAACUUUGAUCUAGUGAUUCAGUUAGUUCAAAUAAAUCUUUACGUAAUUUCUGGUGAAGUUAUGGUACCUGACAGUAGUUAGCAGGGAAAAUUAUCACAGCAAAUACUUUAUUUUUCCUUAAAACCCCCAUUGUUUAUAAUCAUUUAUUUCUUGGAAGGGAAAUACCAUUUUGCUACAAAAUAACUUGGUUA